AUGGUGCACGCUACAGUAAUUCGAUUGAUAGAGAAAAAUAGCGGGAAAGUUUUCGAUGAUGCUUCAUAUGCUAUACUUCGUUAUACUAGUAACAUAUUAAAAGAGCCAGAGAUUAUCAAGUUUCGCAAGAUUAAAACUACCAAUGAUAUCUUUAAGAAUCGAAUUUUACCUGCUGAUGGCGCUAUUGAAUGCCUUCUGGCGAUGGGAUUUCGACAGGAAGAUGGCAAUUACAUUCUACCAUUGCAAUAUCCGCUACAUGAUUUAACGGAUAUUCAUCAAUCGCUAAUAAAUGAAAGAACUCGAAGAAAUCUACAAUUACCGCCACUAGUAGCAACACCAGCUCUUACUCCAAGUAACUUAAAUCAAGCAUCUCAACAAGCACCGCCACGUGAACAACUGACAUCACAGCUUGCUAGAUCAGAAGAAGCUUUUUAUGCAAAGUUAGAAACAUGGUCUCAACAAGUAAUGGUUUACGAACAGAAAGAUUCUCAAGCGAAAGCACUUUCUGUAAUCCCUGUCGAUGAUCUUAGAUCCAAAGCAAUCAAACUCUCGGAGCGGGAAAUUGAUGGCGCCGCCGGACCAGAUCAAUCUGACCAAAUCAUAAUGGACUACUUACUUUUAGAGUUGUUACAUUGGUUUAAAAAUAAUUUCUUCUCAUGGGUUGACCAGCCGCCUUGCAACUCCUGUGGUGGUCAGACGUCAAAUAUAGGAAAUGCUCCUCCUACUACUGACGACUUAAAAUGGGGUGCAUCACGAGUUGAAGCCUAUAAAUGCACAAUAUGUGGAUUAAUAACAAGGUUUCCACGAUUUAAUCACCCCAGUAAAUUGCUUGAUACCCGUGAAGGAAGAUGUGGAGAAUGGGCUAAUUGCUUCACACUAUGCUGUCGAGCUAUGGGAUUUGAGGCGCGACUUGUAAUUGAUUGGACAGACCAUGUUUGGACUGAGGUCUUCUCUAAUCGUCAACAACGAUGGCUACAUUGCGAUCCUUGCGAAGAUGCAUGCGAUAAACCAUUACUCUACGAAAUUGGUUGGGGGAAGAAAUUAACAUAUGUCAUUGCUUUUUCGUCUGAGCAGGUUGUCGAUGUCACGUGGCGCUAUACCGCAAAAUCGGAAGAAGUUCGCCAAAGACGUCAGGAAUGUCGCGAAACCUGGUUAACACAAGCAAUAAAUUCAUUUAAUCGGAAGUUACAGUCAGAUAAACCUACAGAAAGGGUUCAGUUGCUGCAACUGCGAUCCUUUGCUGAAAUUUUGGAAUUCCUUGCACCAAAACAGACCGAUGGGCAAGGUUACGGUGGAAGGGUAUCUGGAUCUCUAGCAUGGAGGCAAUCACGUGGUGAAACGAAAAAUGCGUCAUCUAGAAGUCAAUCUUUUGUUUUUGAGCCCAAUGAAAAAGACAUAUCUGAUAAAAAAUUUCGAUUGAGAUAUUGCCCUUCAACCGACGUCUACGUACAUUCAAAUGACGAUGUACACGAUAAAGUAGAUGAACUCAGUGGAUGGGAUAAUUAUACUUACGAAGCCAAUUCUCUAUUUCGUAAAGUUGAACACGAUUGGAAGAUGGUCUACUUAGCUAGAAUUGAAGGAACCAAUUCUGCAUCAUUAACUUGGAAGAUCGAUUUAUCGAAAGCUAGUCUUGCAGUGAAGUCCAUCUCUGUAUUUGCUUCUACGGCAAUUUACGAAGACGGUCAAGUGAUAUGGACAAUUAAAGGAGAAAACGGAGUACAAAAGUCGUGGGCAGGAGGAAAAGAAGUAAUUGAAUGUCCAGAAGUACAUGAUUGCCAAGAAGUUACUCUAACGGCGUUUUUGAGCGGAGGAAAAGGCGAUGUUGCUUGGCAACACACACAGUUGUUUCGCCAAAGUAUAAAUAAUAAAAAUGAAUAUUUACUUGAUAUUCAAUUAGAGCUCAAAAGCUGUUAA
Messenger RNA from Trichoplax adhaerens, 1914 nucleotides. RefSeq lists its product as uncharacterized. Bases 1 to 1914 code for a protein of 637 amino acids. Gene Ontology annotation, molecular function: peptide-N4-(N-acetyl-beta-glucosaminyl)asparagine amidase activity. The transcript has 8 exons. Gene Ontology annotation, biological process: protein deglycosylation; protein quality control for misfolded or incompletely synthesized proteins; glycoprotein catabolic process. Lineage: Eukaryota; Metazoa; Placozoa; Uniplacotomia; Trichoplacea; Trichoplacidae. The record is from RefSeq and is a predicted model, not a curated record. Gene Ontology annotation, cellular component: nucleus; cytosol; cytoplasm.